AUGGACGAGUUGAGAAGUGCAAUAUGGGAAAAGACAGACCGGAGCUUGGACAGGAUAGUCAGAAGGACGGACUCACCCUCCAUAGUAGCAGUUCUGGAGUGCCCAGUGCCUUCAAAGUUUUGUCUUCCACAACUUGAGGUGUUCAACGGUCUAAAGGAUCCUUUGUACCACCUUAACACCUUUAAGACAACUCUAGGCCUCCAACAGCCCCCUGACGAGAUAUUGUGUCAUUCCUUCCCUACUAUUCUCAAAGGAGCAACAAGGGAAUGGUUCACUAAGCUACCAACGUCGUCCAUAGACACCUUUGAGCAAUUGGGUAAUUCCUUUGUUUGCCACUUCAUUGGAGAACAACGCCUAAGAAGGCCAGUAGACCACUUGGCAGACCACUUGCUCACCAUUAGGCAAGGAGAGAAGGAGACUCUGAGGUCAUAUGUGAAGCAUUUCACCCGAGAGACCUUAGAAGUAGACGAAGCAGAUGGCAAGGUGCAGCUAACAACAUUUAAAGCUAGAUUAAAAUUUAAGGAGUUCGUGGUCUUGCUCACAAAGAGCCCUUCUUGGACAAUGGCGGAAAUGCUCUUGAAGGCGCAGAAGUACAUGAAUACCGAGGAUGCCCUAGUAAUAAUAAGGGAUGAAGAGAAACCCAAUGAGAGGGAAAGAAAGGAAGAAGAUCGGAGGAGACGAAAAAGAAAGCGAAGAGAUCAUCAGGGUACGGACGGGAACAAGAGGAAGGACGAUAAAACCCCAUGGAUGGUAAAAUUCACACAUUUAGUUAUGCUUGAUGAUAAAAUUUUGGCGCACAUUAAAGACAAGCAUUACCUCAAAUGGACAAGGCCAUUGUACCCGUCAACCAAUGUGCGUGACAAGAAGAAGUAUUGUCAUUUCCACAAGGAUCAUGGCCACUACACAAAAGAUUGCAUAGACCUAAAAAAGCAGAUAGAAGAGCUCAUUCGAACUCCAGCAAUCCCAAAGGAGAUAACAAGGACAAGCAUGAAGCCUCUCUGA
This is a messenger RNA of Quercus robur (English oak), 1002 nucleotides long. RefSeq lists its product as uncharacterized. NCBI's taxonomy places the organism in Eukaryota, Viridiplantae, Streptophyta, Magnoliopsida, Fagales, Fagaceae. The record is from RefSeq and is a predicted model, not a curated record. The transcript has a single exon. The coding region runs from base 1 to 1002 and encodes 333 amino acids.